AUGGACCGCUUCCGGAUGAUCUUCCAGUACUUCCAGUCCAACUCAGAGUCUGUAAUGAAUGGAAUCUGUGGGCUGUUAGCCCUAGCUAGUGUAAAGAUUUAUACCUGCCUUGACUUCAGCUGCCCCUGCCUGCCCCGCUACAACAUGGCAUACGGCUUGGGGAUCAUGUUUGUGCCCCCCAUCGCCCUCUUCCUUUGCGGCCUCAUCCUCAACAGACAAUCUCUAGUGAUGAUGGAGGAGUGGAGGCGGCCACAGGGACACAGGAGGAAGGACCUGGCUGUCAUCAGGUACAUGUGCUGCUCCAUCAUGCAGCGAGCCAUGGUUGCCCCAGCUGUUUGGAUCGUGGUUACCCUCCUGGAUGGCAAAUGCCUGAUCUGUGCCUUCAGCAGCUCUGUAGACCCCAAGAAGUUUGCGGGCUUUGCCAAUGCCACCCUGGCACAGGCACAGGAGAUGCUCACCAGGGUGCCCUGCAAGGAGGAUGAGCUGAUGAGGAACAGCACAUCCCGCAGGGCAGUGUCCAGGUACCUGCACUGCUGGUCCCAGGCCCUCGGCUGGAGCAUUUUGUUGAUCCUCAUCAUAGCUGUUUUCCUUGCCCGCUGGCUCACACCUUGCUUCAACCAGGCUGCCCUCCUCCAGACACGUCACUGGAGUAACUACAUCGACAUCGAGCAGAAGAUUUUUGAGGAAACCUGCUGUGAGCACAGCCGGCUCUUUGCUCACCAAUGCAUCCUUCACUUCUUUGAAAGCAUGCGGAAAGAAAUCAGACAGCACAGCUUUGACUUGCCUGGAGAGAAUGAGAGAGAGGAAGAUCUUCUCCGGGGCAUCACAGACCACAAUCAGGUGAACAAACUUCUGAAAAUGUGGUACUAUGAGAAACCUUCCUUGGAUGUAAGCCAGGCGAUCCACAGACAGCCUCUGGAGCAAGAGAGAUCUCCACCCUGGGCAGAUAGCUGCAGUGCCAGGUCUAAAUUCACCCAGCACACCCAUAUGUGA
Messenger RNA from Centrocercus urophasianus (Greater sage-grouse), 993 nucleotides. RefSeq names its product calcium homeostasis modulator 3 (gene CALHM3). Lineage: Eukaryota; Metazoa; Chordata; Aves; Galliformes; Phasianidae. Gene Ontology annotation, molecular function: monoatomic cation channel activity. Bases 1 to 993 code for a protein of 330 amino acids. The record is from RefSeq and is a predicted model, not a curated record. The transcript is spliced from 3 exons.